AUGGUACUCAUUAAAUGGUGUCUGCUGCUGGAGGGAAUUGCGCUUUGGCCGGUAAAUGCGCAUCUUGUUAUGACUUCGCCGGAGCCCUACAGCAUUGACACUCUCAAUAAUUCGCCACUUGCUGCAGACGGCAGUGAUUUCCCCUGCAAGUUACGCGAUAACGCUUUUCGAGUCCCUUCCGAAGAAGCCGUUUAUCGCGCCGGCGAUAAUCAUACAAUGACAUUCCAAGGCAGUGCGACCCACGGUGGCGGAUCCUGCCAGGUGAGUCUGACCAGUGACCGUGAACCGACCAAAAAUUCGGAAUGGAUGGUCAUACAGUCUUAUGAAGGAGGCUGCCCUGCAGAUGUAGCAGGCACCCUGGCCGGUGGUCCCGCUUCCGAUAACUCUCUCCAACUCCUCUUCACGAUUCCCGAAAACAUUGGCCCCGGAAAAUACACUUUGGCCUGGACUUGGUUUAAUCGUAUUGGCAAUCGCGAAAUGUAUAUGAACUGUGCUCCCAUUACGGUGACUAGCGACUCGUCGGUCCAAUCCUUCAGAGAUGCAGAGAAUUAUUCGAAUAUUUUCCCACCCAUGUUCAUCGCCAACAUCAAUGGUUGCAAAACCAGAGAGGGGGUGGACGUUCGCUUUCCUCAGCCCGGAAGUUUUGUUGAAACUAAGGGACAAUUAAAGGAUCUUAUGGGGAAGAAUGAUCCUGCAUGCACAGGAAUACCAACAUUUGGUAGUUUUGGGGUCACAAAGACGACCGUUCCUCUCGCCACGAGCGAUGCUCUCGAAAAGAAUCCCUCAGCUCCCACAUCAUCAGCUUUCACCACCGCUCGAACUUCUUGGUGUUGUUGCCAUACCCUCUGA
This is a messenger RNA of Penicillium lagena, 849 nucleotides long. RefSeq lists its product as uncharacterized. The record is from RefSeq and is a predicted model, not a curated record. The transcript has a single exon. The coding region runs from base 1 to 849 and encodes 282 amino acids. NCBI's taxonomy places the organism in Eukaryota, Fungi, Ascomycota, Eurotiomycetes, Eurotiales, Aspergillaceae.